Dioszegia hungarica is the source of this 597-nucleotide messenger RNA. RefSeq names its product putative signal peptidase. Gene Ontology annotation, cellular component: signal peptidase complex; membrane. The transcript has 3 exons. Gene Ontology annotation, biological process: protein targeting to ER. The coding region runs from base 1 to 597 and encodes 198 amino acids. The record is from RefSeq and is a predicted model, not a curated record. NCBI's taxonomy places the organism in Eukaryota, Fungi, Basidiomycota, Tremellomycetes, Tremellales, Bulleribasidiaceae.
AUGUACUCCACUCUGAACCGCCUAAACCAUCUCUCCUCCCUAGCUACAACCUAUAUCCUCAUCCUCCUAGGCCUAAUUUCGAUAUCCUCCCUCAUCACCCUCCCCACCGUCAACAUUGGCAAGGUUGACAUAAAGGACCUCAUUGUAGGGCGCCUUCGUAGAUGGGGUGCCAAGGAAGAGGACCUCGCCACGCUCCGCUUUGACGUCCGGACCGACCUCAACCCCCUGCUCAACUCGUACAAUACCAAACAGCUCUUCCUGUACCUCACCGCUACCUACGCCGAGCCCACUGGCGAUGUCCACGAUGUCGUUUUAUGGGAUAGGAUCGUCACGCGCGCGGACAUGAGGGACUUUCGCGCCGUCACGAAGAAGAACCAGGCGCAGCCCGCUCGCGGAAAGAGGGGGAGGGGGAAUGUCCGCUUGGAAGAGGUCAAGAACAAGUACCCAUGGAAGCAGCCGUCGGGGUCGUUCAAGGGUGUCGCGACGGCCAAUUUCACGCUUCAUUACGACCUCAUGCCCUAUGUGGGGCUGCUGUCGAGCGGGGUGGCGGCGACGGCGCGGGGACCCAUUAAUAUCCCCGAGGUGAUUAAGCGAUAG